GCCAGGGUAUAUACCACGGUGAUAAUCGAACUCAUCUCUCCCUCUCUCUCAUACUCCAUUGCAAUGAUCAAUCACUCUCUCAUACUCCAUUGCAAUGAACAAUCAUCAAUACCCCUCUCCCUGUUUCUCUCACACUCCAUUGCAAUGAACAAUCAUCAAAUACCCCUCUCCCUGUUUCUCUCACACUCCAUUGCAGUGAUCAAUCAUCAACACACCUCUCUCCCUCUCUGUCUUUGUCCUUCUCUCUAUCAUACUCCAUUGCAAUCAUCAAUCCUCAAUAGGGGUGGCAAUGGGAUGGGUACGGGUCGGGUCAUGUUCGACUUGAACUCAAACUGAAAUAAUAUUCAGGUUCAGGUUUUGGACCCAGAGCUGAUCCGUCAGAUCGAAAGACCCAUACCUGUACUCAUUGUCGAAUCCAUUGCUAUGAGUUUUUUUUCUUUGUCCUCUUUUUUAUUAUUAUAUACCUAUAUUAUUGACAACAAGGUCACAAGCAACCACCACUAGAUUUCAGGCCAUAUGAUUUGUCGGUAAAUACGACUACUAGUUCUUAUUGUAUACCAUCCUUAAACCCGGAUCCAAACCCAUGUACAAAUAGUAUCCGAGUUCAGAUUUUACACCGGGUGGGUUAAAAAAUUGGAAUUGGAUCUAUAUAGGAACCCAAGGUCGGAUCUACCGUCCCCAGGAUCUGAUCAGGUCCAUUACCACCCCUAAAUUCAUCAAAUACCUCUCUCUGUCUCCUGUGAUCCUACCUGAUCCCAAAUACCUCUCUCUGUCUCCUGUGAUCCUACCUGAUCCAGGGAUCGUGGCGAUGAUGUAGGGGGGAGCUUUUAGUACGGUAAGUUAGCAACGGCGAUAAACACGUGAAUACACGACCUUCUCUCCGCACCCAUGCGUGUACAUUUAUACAACCCAUCUCCUUAAAUCAUAUGUAAUUAUCAUCCACAUCCCACGCUAUGAACUGUAACUCCCCACCAUCAUACGGGACCUGUCUCCCACACCUCUCUCUCUCUCUCUCUAACUCUUUCCUACCAUCACAAAUUCUCUCUCCUCUCUCUCUCUUUCAUACCAUCAGAAAGACUCUCUCUCUUCAGAGACACCACUCGCUACAUAAACCUCCUAUUCAUCCAGCCUCCAGGCUCCAUUACACACCUGAAUCCAUGGCUUCCCAUCAUUUCCUCUCACUCCUCCUCAUCCUCUUCUUCCAAGCCACCCCACCCUCUGUUAUAGCAUGCCACAAAGUAGAGAGAGAAGCCCUUUUGAACUUCAAAGACACCAUCACCUCUGAUCCCUCCGGCCUUCUCACCUCAUGGAACUCCUCUACUGAUUGCUGCUCUUCUUGGGCAGGAAUCACCUGCAACUCCAAUGGCCGAAUUAUCAAACUCUCGAGACCGGGCCUCUUCUCUGACGAGGAUUCCAUUACAGACACCUCCAUGUCUGGAAUUCUCUCCCCUUCUCUCUCUAGCCUCUUUUAUUUGCAACUUCUUGAUCUCAGCAACCUCAAAUCUCUCUCGGGUCAUAUACCCGCCGGUUUUUCAAAGCUCCACCACCUUUCCUCUUUCUUACUUGAUUCGAAUUCUCUCAGUGGCCCUCUGCCUUCUUCUCUCUGCAAACUCGUGAACUUGCGGAGACUAUACCUUGAUUCCAACCAAUUCAGUGGCCGCUUGCCUUCAUGUUUUGGCUCUCUGGUUAAAAUCAGAGAGCUGGGUCUCUCUAAAAACCGAUUUUCAGGUAGAAUUUCAGCUGCUUUCAGGUCAAUACAGGGCUUAACCAGUCUCGAUCUCCAUGGAAACCAUUUUUUGGGUGAAAUUCCUAUUCGAAUAGGGCACCUAACCAACCUCACAUACAUGGACCUAUCAGAAAACAAGCUUUCGGGCUCCAUCCCUUACUCCAUUGGAAAGCUAUCAAAUCUUGCUCUGCUUUAUUUGAACAAUAACCAACUUAGAGGGAGCAUCCCUAGCUCCAUUGGGGACAUGGGUUCUCUAAAAUUUUGUCGCCUCUCCGAUAAUCAACUCUCUGGUUCCUUGCCCGAAUCAAUUGGAAAGAUGGGCAGUAUUCAGAGAUUGAUUCUUGAAAAUAACAUGCUUUCUGGUGAAAUUCCAGAGAGUUUAGGCAAUCUCAGCUCUCUCACUGAUAUAUAUUUCUCCAACAACCAUUUAAAUGGCAAGAUUCCGGCGAGUUUAGGCAAGCUUUUGAACCUUCAAGAUCUUGACCUCUCUAGAAACAGGCUCUCUGGUCCUCUACCCCUGCAACUCUCAAAGCUUCAAGACCUGCAAACCCUAGAUUUAUCCUUCAACCCUCUGCAACUUCAUUCGAUUCCUCAAUGGCUUGAAACCCUCGGCCUCUUUCGCCUCAUGCUCGCAAGAACAGGGAUUGAAGGCCCAUUGCCGAAAUGGCUAGCAAAUUCUUCAAUCUCAACCCUAGACCUCGCCUACAACUCUCUCAAAGGCGAGCUUCCUCCAUGGAUAGGCAACAUGAGCAAUCUCGCCUUCCUCAAUCUCUCCCAUAACUUCUUCCAUUCAUCGAUUCCACCACAGUUUCAGAGCCUCGAGCUCUUAGCCGACCUCGACCUCAGUAACAACGGCUUCAAUGGCAGCCUCCAGCCCAUAUUUGGGAAAAAGACCCAAGAGCCCUUAGGCCAUUACAACUCCAUUGAUGUAUCAAGAAACCAUUUCAGUGAAGCUCUGCCCAAAACCAUUGGGGAACUCAAGGUGAUGGACUCCAUUGAAACCCUAAAGCUCUCUCACAACCCAAUUGCAGGAGACAUACCCUCAUCUUUAGGGAAGUUGGGUGCGUUGCAAGUGCUUGAAAUGGAGGAGAACAGGCUUUCUGGGUCAAUACCAAAGGAGCUGGAAGGGACAAAGGAGCUUAGAGUGAUAGUAAUGGCGAAGAAUGAGCUUAGUGGGAGAAUACCUAGCGGGUUGCUGAAUUUACUGAACCUUAGGGUUUUUGAUGUUGCAGAGAACAAAUUGAGUGGACCCAUUCCACCCCAUAACCAGACUUUACCUGCUUCUUAUUUCAAAGGUAAUCAGGAGCUGUGUGAUGCUCCUCUUCCUCCAUGUAAGCAUCAAGCGUGAGAUAACUGUAAAAGCAAAGAGAAUGAAACCCAAACAGCAAAAGAAAACCAGAAUGGUUUCAGUGACUUCAAGAAUUUUAAACUCAGAUUGAUUUAUAGCAUGGGGAAGGCAAUACCAUGCACCAGCGGGUAUAGGUUAGCAAAUGGGUUCCCCAUCGUCCAUUAGUAGAAUGGACGGUGGAUGCAUGGCCCUUUGAAUAUGGAAUUCCACGGAGCAUAAGGUAUUGGCAU
Molecule: messenger RNA, 3304 nt
Organism: Amborella trichopoda
Lineage: Eukaryota; Viridiplantae; Streptophyta; Magnoliopsida; Amborellales; Amborellaceae
Molecular function (GO): protein binding
Source: RefSeq, a predicted model, not a curated record